Chironomus riparius is the source of this 1191-nucleotide messenger RNA. Lineage: Eukaryota; Metazoa; Arthropoda; Insecta; Diptera; Chironomidae. The record is from the annotation of a GenBank genome assembly.
AUAUUAUCCGUUUAAUUUAAUUUUUUUCCUUUUCAAUUAAAAUGCGAUUAAAGAACCAAAUAUUGUUACAAAUUAAUAAGUAUCAUGUGCUCUAUUUAGCAUUAUUUCUGUAUUUUAUAUGGCCAUCAAGAUUUGCUAUGGUUUAUUAUGAGAACUUGAAACAUGACGAUAUUUUUGAUAACUUGUUAAAAAAGACAUCUAGGAAUUCUAAUAUUAUUGAUAAAAUUAACUGUAAUUAUUAUGAACUAUUUGAGAAAAACCAGUUCUUCUAUAAAGAUCCUUUUUCGUCAGAACUUCUUAAUGAAGCUGAAAUAAAGCAAGGAGGCGAAUAUUGGCCUGACAAUUGCAACACCUUAUUUUCUGUGGCUAUUAUUGUUCCUUACCGGAAUCGUGCCAAUCAAUUGAAAUUAUUUCUUCGGUAUAUGCAUAAUUAUUUGAGGAAACAACAAAUCCAUUAUAAAAUCUUUAUUGUCGAGCAGGCAGAUUCAAAAGCCUUUAAUAGAGCAAAACUAUUUAAUAUUGGUGCAUCGUAUGCACUUCGAGAAAACUUUCCAUGUCUGAUAAUGCAGGACGUUGAUUUGAUGCCUUUAAAAUUGGGAAAUAUUUAUGCAUGUACGGAAAGACCUCGGCACAUGAGUUCAGCACUUGAUUCAUUUCGUUUUAAUUUGCCUUACUACGGAUUAUUUGGAGGUGCUAUUGCAAUGACUUCAGAUACUUUUAUUCAUAUAAAUGGAUUUUCAAAUAUGUUCCAAGGAUGGGGAGGAGAAGAUGAUGAUAUUUAUGCAAGACUUGUUAAUAAAAAAUACAAAAUAAUUAGGUUCAAUCCAUCCAUCGCUCAAUAUACAAUGCUGAAGCAUAGUAAAGAAAUACCUAGUCCAGAACGAUAUCAGUUUCUACGAAGUGGAUAUCUUCGUUUUGAUACAGACGGCUUAAAUUCUCUGGUUUUUCGAGAAAUUGGCUUAAAGUCAUUAGAUUUAUACACAAAUAUUUUAGUUGAAGUUUAAAAUUAUUAAUUUUAUUUAUCAGUAAUUAGUAGCGAUGUUUGUGAUUUCUAGCAUUACGCACAAAAAUUUGCACCUAAGAUUUAAAUUUAAAAGCAUGUGCAAAAAUAAAUACUCAAAAUCGUUACUUAGUAACAUAUCAUUAUUCUUAACAUGAAUAAAAUUCAAAUGGAUAGAAAAGUGAAAAGAA